This is a messenger RNA of Daucus carota subsp. sativus, 2603 nucleotides long. RefSeq names its product probable disease resistance RPP8-like protein 2. The record is from RefSeq and is a predicted model, not a curated record. Gene Ontology annotation, biological process: defense response to other organism. The transcript is spliced from 2 exons. Lineage: Eukaryota; Viridiplantae; Streptophyta; Magnoliopsida; Apiales; Apiaceae. Gene Ontology annotation, molecular function: ADP binding. Bases 127 to 2400 code for a protein of 757 amino acids.
UCAUAGGACACUUGCAGUGGUUUUUUUAACAAAAUUUAUAAUGAAUUUUCUUGAAAGUUGCUAUAUAAAAGAAACAACAUUACUUCUGAGCUGUUUUUUGUAGAAUGUGGAAAUAAAAAAAUUCAAAUGGCUGAAGCAAUUGCGUCGAUGGUUGUGGGAAGGUUAACUGAUUUGUUGAAUGAAGAAGUUCAUCUUCUUAAUGAAGAAGAGAUCCUUAAAUGGGGUAUGGAGAAACUAGUGGAGAAUCUUUUAGAAAUCCAGCAACAGAAAAAAUGUCUGAUAGUUCUUGAUGACAUUUGGACAAAUGAUGCCUGGGAUUCUAUCAGAGCAGCCUUCCCAACUGAGACAUCCGGAAGCAAACUGUUGCUAACAAGUCGUAAUGAAGAUCUUGCUGCCCAUGUCAACACGAAAUGCCUCAUUCACAAACCGAAACUUCUUAAUGCAGAUCAAAGUUGGGAACUACUCUUCUCUAAAGCACUUCCAAAUUCAGACCAUAUAGCACGUAGAGACUUAAAAGAGAUGGAGAAUUGGGGAAGAGAAAUGGUCCGAAGCUGUGCAGGUCUUCCACUGGCUAUAAUGGUUUUGGGGGGAGUCCUUGUAACAAAACCAACCUUCAUAGAGUGGCAAAAGGUGUAUUACGAUAGUCUAUACUCCCUUAAGCGAGGGAAAGGAUUUGGAGAAGGUUAUCAGAAGGAAGUAUUUCACAUUUUUUUUUGGAGCUACAAUGCUUUGCCUGCUCAAUUAAAAUUGUGCUUCCUUUAUUUGGGUAAAUUUAAAGAAGACGAAGAGAUAGAUGCAGAGACACUGUAUCAGUUAUGGAUAGCAGAAGGCAUGGUACUAUCGAGUGACAAAAGUGGAGAAGAAACAAUGAUGGAAGUUGCUGAAUCGUAUUUGGGGGAACUGGUCCAUAAGAGUAUGGUUCAAGUGAAAUUUGGAGAUGCAACAGACUUAUUAAGAAAAUUUAAAUCAUGUAGGCUUCAUGAUAUUAUGAGAGACCUUUCUUUGCACAUAGCUAAGAGAGAAGAUUUUUUUGAAGUUAUUAAUCUUCAAAAAAUAAAUGAUGUUCAUUAUGAUUCAUCAGUGGAGUUGGCUUAUACACGACAAGUUGUAGUCUACAGUUGCGCAAGAGAAUUUACAAGUAUCAAAGAUAAUCGUAUCCAGGUCAACAAAGCAAGUAAACGACGUUUAAGAUCACUUAUGUAUUUUCAUGAUAAGAGUCCUACUACAAUGAGGGUUCCUCGUCAUUCAGAAAAAUUGGCAUGGAAUGUUGCACAUUCCAGGUUCCUGAGGAUAUUUGUUCUGGAAGGAACAAUGUUUACUGGUGUGAGCGGUUGUAUUUCUUAUGCAAAUCCUGGAAAUGCAUUAGGUAGCUUGAAGAACUUGCGAUAUCUGAGCCUGAAGACCCCCAUUUUGUUUUUUCCAUCCAUACAAAAUCUGGAGCUACUACAAACUCUGAAGUUACAGGUUAGUGGUGAUUAUGAUUGGGCACGUGUUGCACCAUGGACGUCAACAAAUGUUCUCGGGAAGUUGGGACGACUGCAGCAUCUGUAUCUUCCAUUGAGACUUUCUGAGGGACCAACGGAAAGAAAGUUGAGAUUUGAUGGGUUGAGCAAGUUGGAGACACUUGAGAACUUUAAUACAAGUUCGUGUGAGGUAAAGGAUCUGGCCAAGUUAACCAAUCUUCGGAAACUAACAGUUCGUGUAUUGUAUAGUCGUGAAGAUGUAAGAGAAAUGAUGAAAUACUUUCAAGCCAUAGCCCCGCCCUCAUCAUCAUCCUCUGAUAGUUCUACCCCAUGUCUCUUGAACGUGUUCCUUGAUAUCAGUUAUUGUGAUCUGCAAUAUGAUGCACAUACCUUGAGACAAUUGUUUUAUAGUCCCAACCUUUAUUCAUUAUCAAUAGAGGGAAAAAUUCCAGAGUUGGUGCUUCAUAUUCAUAUUGACCAUCUCUCUUCAAGUCGUAUCACCAUCCUGACCUUAUUACAGUCUGAACUGGAUGACGACCCAAUGCCAGUACUGGGAAAGCUUCCUGCGUUGCGCAAACUCAUGUUAAAAGGGGCCUUCAAGGGGGAUAAAAUGAUAUGCACAGCCAGAGGUUUCCUCCAGCUCACACAUCUAGAAAUGUGUAAUUUAUACUCCCUUAAAGAAUGGAGGGUGGAAAAAGGAAGCAUUCCCAAUCUUUCCUAUUUAAAAUUGAGCCGUUUAAGCUCGUUGGAGGAGUUUCCCAAGGGACUAAAAUUCCUCAAGCACCUUCAACAGGUGGAGUUGCUGUAUAUGUCCCAAAAUUAUUGGAAUAUGGAUAGAGCAGCGGUGUUCAGGGGUUGGUCAAGAACAAACGCAUUUUGUACUGAUUGGAGCAUGACUCUUUUGCCGAUCAACUCUGUUUCAGAAGAUCCAAUUUGAUUGGAUACGUCCAAGAAAUAUAUAGACAUGGUAAGUUAUAGUUUAGGGAAUAGAGUAAAAAAAUAAUGCUCCAAGAGUGUCCCAGUGGUUUCUUAAAUCACUAGGAACCACCAGUCAUUUCUUUUCUAUGUAAAUCCUGGAAUUGCAUUGGGUAACUUGGUUAACUUGCCAUAUCUGUGUCUGAAUACUGAUUUUUUUUUUUU